This is a messenger RNA of Macadamia integrifolia, 1184 nucleotides long. RefSeq names its product GTP-binding protein SAR1A-like. The coding region runs from base 276 to 857 and encodes 193 amino acids. The transcript is spliced from 3 exons. Gene Ontology annotation, biological process: endoplasmic reticulum to Golgi vesicle-mediated transport; vesicle organization; intracellular protein transport. Gene Ontology annotation, molecular function: GTP binding; GTPase activity. The record is from RefSeq and is a predicted model, not a curated record. NCBI's taxonomy places the organism in Eukaryota, Viridiplantae, Streptophyta, Magnoliopsida, Proteales, Proteaceae. Gene Ontology annotation, cellular component: endoplasmic reticulum exit site; COPII vesicle coat.
AACCGGUAACCAGAUCCACCACCAGCUGCAGCUGCGAGCCUGCGACACAGCUAAAAGCAAUUUCAAAGUUUUUUCUCUCUUUCUGGGGAUACUUUUCGAUCUCAACCUCUGUUUCUCUCUCUAUUUCUCGCCGGAGUUUCUGUGAUUUUCGGCAAAUUUAACGGAGGAGUGAGAUUUGGGGUCCUUCGAUAAUCGGAUCUGGUUGAUUAUUUGGCCGCAUAUUAAUAUAUUCCUGGAUUUUUGAGUGGUUUUUGUUCGAUUAAGAGUCAGCAAUCAUGUUUCUUAUCGAUUGGUUCUAUGGUGUUCUUGCAUCUCUCGGUCUUAUGCAUAAAGAGGCCAAGAUAUUGUUUCUGGGGCUUGAUAAUGCUGGAAAGACAACGUUGCUUCAUAUGUUGAAAGAUGAGAGGCUAGUUCAACAUCAGCCGACACAGUAUCCGACAUCAGAGGAAUUAAGUAUUGGGAAAAUCAAGUUCAAGGCCUUCGAUUUGGGAGGGCAUCAGAUCGCUCGCAGAGUCUGGAAGGAUUACUAUGCUAAGGUUGAUGCUGUGGUGUACUUGGUGGAUGCCUUUGACAGGGAGAGGUUUGCAGAGUCAAAGAAAGAGCUAGACGCCCUCCUCUCGGAUGAGUCGCUGGCCACUGUGCCCUUCCUGAUACUUGGGAACAAGAUUGACAUACCCUAUGCAGUUUCAGAGGAUGAGCUGCGUUAUCAUCUUGGCCUAUCAAACUUCACUACAGGCAAGGGUAAGGUAAACCUUGCAGACUCCAAUGUUCGGCCCCUUGAAGUCUUCAUGUGCAGCAUAGUCCGAAAGAUGGGCUACGGCGAUGGCUUCAAGUGGGUUUCUCAAUACAUCAAGUAGGGAAGGUAGGGAGAUAUAAUCCAGACACCCAAGUGGUAUCUCAACUCCAAUCUGCUGCAGCUCCUUAGGAGAGCUGAUGGUGUGUGUUCCCUCAUUUGGAUUAAUGGUUAAGGAGGUAUUGAAUUAUCACUGCUACGUGUAAAAUCAAUGUGGUGUAAUAGUUUUGUAGCUUCUCCAAUCAAGACUUUUGUCAGUCUUUUUUACCUUUGUUUUUUGUCCUUCCAAAUAGGGAUAGUAGAAGAUUGUGUUUUGUAUUACUAUCUAUUUUUUACCGAGGAAUUCAUGUUUUGGCAAACAUAAUAAGGGGAAUUAGCUUAGUUUGUCUUA